AUGGAUGCUGAACAGCUGAUUGAAUCCCUCAUCAGAUCACUCAUGUGUUUGGCAGGGAUUCUGGGAAACAACAUGCUGGCUAUACGCUCCCUGCCUGGGAAGAAAUCUGGCAUCCGCACCAACGAGCUCCUUUUCAUCAACCUGGCCGUUUCCAACCUCAUCACCAACUACCUGGUGGACCUCCCUGACACCAUAGCAGAUUUCGCUGGACGUUGGAUCUUUGGGGAAACAUUCUGCAGAGUGUUUAGUUUUUGUGCAAACCUCUCAGAAACCAGCAGCAUCUUGACGACCUUCUUCAUCAGCGUUUUCUGGCACCAGAAGCUGGUGGGCUCCCUGAAACGUGGAGGGGCCCCUGUGAAGCUGGACAACCUCUUCUUGGUGGGCUGUCUGACGGCCGGGAGCUGGACGGUGGCUGUGGCCUUCAACGUGCCACACUAUAUGUACGUCGGAUUGGUGAGAGGCAAUGACAGCCACUUAGACUGCGAGGAUAUGUUUCCUGAAGCAACAGCCGCACAAAUCUACGAAAUCUUCUAUCUCACCCUGGCUAAUGCUCUCCCUAUUGCUGGUAUUGUGUGUACCUGUGUACAGAUUGUCAUCACUUUGUUUCAAAACCAGCUCCGCGUACAGGGGAAUGACUCUGAAGCUACGAAGGCGAUAGCUGAGGAUAAACAUAAAAGUGUUGAAAAGAGUAACGAUGACAGAUCAGUCAGCACUAUUUCUGAUGGAGGCAACACAAAAGAUCCCAAAGACUCUCCAACACACGUUUACACAGGCGUGCCUCCUUCUGGUCCAAAUGGAGACCUGACGGGUCACAGCAGCCCCAAAAAGGAAACAAACACAGACAGCAGUGAUGGACAUCCACCAAAGGUCUCCAGCAAGAUGGCAGCUAAGCCCAGUAACUCUCCAAGCGCUCAGGUGAGGGCAGCCAAGAGCGUGGUGGCUGUAGCCAGCGUGUUCGUGGUCUGCUGGGUGACUCAUCUGCUGCUCCGCAUCACCAACAACAUCCACACAUCGUCCAUGGUGAAGGAGGUGGCAAGCUAUAUAGCAGCCUCCUACACCUGCAUCAUCCCCUACAUAUUCCUGUACGGAGUGAAAAAAUUGUCUUGCUCAUGCAAAAGGUAGAAAUGUGUACAACGCAGACAGAAGAAAUGAUCAGAUUU
This is a messenger RNA of Notothenia coriiceps (black rockcod), 1160 nucleotides long. RefSeq names its product olfactory receptor class A related 5 (gene ora5). The coding region runs from base 1 to 1122 and encodes 373 amino acids. Gene Ontology annotation, biological process: neuropeptide signaling pathway. NCBI's taxonomy places the organism in Eukaryota, Metazoa, Chordata, Actinopteri, Perciformes, Nototheniidae. The transcript has a single exon. Gene Ontology annotation, cellular component: plasma membrane. Gene Ontology annotation, molecular function: G protein-coupled peptide receptor activity. The record is from RefSeq and is a predicted model, not a curated record.